Molecule: messenger RNA, 636 nt
Organism: Serendipita indica DSM 11827
Lineage: Eukaryota; Fungi; Basidiomycota; Agaricomycetes; Sebacinales; Serendipitaceae
Source: the annotation of a GenBank genome assembly
AUGAAAGAGGUCCUAAAGGAGAUAAAACCUAUUCUAAAUCAGAUAUCAAAGGCUUUGACAGAUGCGGAGCGGAAAUGGGCAAAAAAGGAUGACAAUCAUGAGAAAAUGGAGAUCAAGAUAGCAAAAGGAGAGAUGGAAAGAAUGGAAUUGGUGCAGAAUGGGUUGGAGAAGGCUGAGGAGCGGCAAGAUAAUGCCAGAACGGCAUCUGCAACCAAUAGGGAGAAUAAGGCAUGCAGCAGCUGGAAGCAAAAGCUCAAUGGACAUUUAAAAUGUCAAUUAUCAGCAUCCCAACGGUUCUCUGCUGCACAAGCUGCUUACAAUGUGCUUGUGGCGAAACGCAAAGAUUGCCUGGAGAAGCUGGACGAUAUGGAGAAGCAGUAUGACGCAGCAAUAGCAGCAGAGAAACGAGAAAAGGAGAUUGAAGAUGAAAGAAGACAGCAGGAGAGGGCGCGCCAUGCAAAUCUCCCACAGCGUCCAAAAGACGCAGCAAGUCUAUGGAGGGAUCGUUUCUCGGUCCUUGAAAUUUACCGACUUCCCACCAAGGAUGAUCAAGUAGACGUACGCUUACAAUUUGACACCCAACCGGCCCUACAUGACAAUUGUUCCAAGGUCACACACGCUCUCAGUCCACUGUAA